Parathielavia appendiculata is the source of this 2754-nucleotide messenger RNA. RefSeq lists its product as uncharacterized. Lineage: Eukaryota; Fungi; Ascomycota; Sordariomycetes; Sordariales; Chaetomiaceae. The transcript is spliced from 5 exons. The record is from RefSeq and is a predicted model, not a curated record. The coding region runs from base 1 to 2754 and encodes 917 amino acids.
AUGCCGCUCCCUUUGCGGGCCACCAUCUUGUGGCUCUAUGCCCUCUUCACGGUCACCAAAGCCGUCCUUCUUCAUUCUGACCCCCGUUGUGAGCCAGGCGAGUACUGGUGCCAAGACCGGUGCGGUUCUGAUGAGUACGACGACACUUGCUGUCCAACCCCUGACGGCCAACACCAUCUGUGCGGAAGUGGGACCACUUGCUGCAUGUACGGCUGCUGCCCUGCUGGGACAGUAUGCAACGCCGUCGGCGGCUGUGACUCCGUGCCCGGACCCAACACUAGCAGGCCUGGGAGCACGCUAAUCUCGACCCUCACGUCGCAAAUCGUGGUCACUCAGAUACGAACCAGGACCAAGACUGUUACUCUUACAUCGUUCAAGCCGUGCCCCUCCGACGUCACCCACGCCACGUCGACCACCAGCGCCAGCACUUGGGUAAACUCGAAGGGCGAGACGUUCGUGUCGAGUCACUCUGCCAUCAUCAUCGGUGGCACGAAAACGGUUCCUGUCCCGAUGGAGGACACCACUGUGACGACAGAUGGCUACACCUUCACCUUCGGAACCCCCUCCACCUCGGGAAGCCAGCCUGGAGAUGAUGUAUCUCCUACGACAUGGACGAGGUCCGACGGUCAGACAGUAAUCUCGAGUUCUGGCAUCAUCCAGAUUGGAACAAGUCCUCCCAUCACCCUUCCUACAGUUUCGUCCUUGACGACGCUUACAACAGGGGGAGAAACCUUCACCCUGUCUCCCGCCCCAAUGGGUUCCACGGGCGGCAGCACAGGUGCCGGCGGCGGUGCAACAAUGUGGACUCGAUCAGAUGGCCAGACUGUUAUCUCCAGUUCUGGGAUAGUCCAGAUCGGCACCAACGCACCCAUCACGUUGCCGUCAGUCUCGAGUCUCACCACCAUCACAACUGGUGGAGAGACGUUUACGCUGUCGCCCAUCACGACGACGGCACAAACUCAAGCCAGCGGAGUGACAACCUGGACCCGGUCCGACGGGCAAACCGUCAUCUCUAGCUCUGGAGUUAUUCAGAUUGGCACCAGCCCACCCAUUACGCUCCCAUCGGUCUCGUCUCUCACCACCCUUACAACGGAUGGGAAGACGUUUACGCUGUCACCUUCCACCCAAAGCCAGGGCAGCGCCACUACUUGGACCAGAUCCGACGGGCAGACCGUCGUAUCCAAUUCCGGAAUCAUUCAGAUCGGCACCAAUGCCCCCAUCACAUUUCCGUCGGUCUCGUCUCUGACCACCGUUACCACCGGCGGCGAGACGUUUACGCUGUCGCCGACCGCUGUUCCCUCUCAAAGCCAGGCCAGCGUUACCACCUGGACCCGUUCGGACGGGCAAACCGUUAUCUCCAGCUCCGGAGUCGUACAAAUCGGCACCAAACCGCCUUUCACAUUGCCGUCCGUCUCGUCUCUUACCACCCUUAUAACGGACGGAGAGACGUUUACCCUAUCACCAGCUCCCACCACCACGCCGACACAGAGCCAGGCCGGUGCCACGACGUGGACCCUGUCGAACGGGGAAACCGUCGUCUCCAGCUCGGGCAUUGUGCAGAUCGGCACCAACGCACCCAUCACUCUUCCUACUGUCACUGCCCCUACCACUAUCUCAACUGGGGGCGGGGUCUUUACGCUGUUCCCCCCUACAAGUACUUUCUCUACAACCGCACGAGGCGCGACGGGCAUCUUCACCACCAUGCUUCCAAACGGGGAGACGAUGGUGUCCAGUGGAAGCGUGGUCCAGAUCGGGACGGGUUCGCCGAUCACGCUGUCUGGGACAACCACGGUCACGACGGGCGGAGGGAUCUUCACAUGGACUGCUCCAGGUGCCAUCACUACCAGCAGCAGCACGACGUCCGUUGUCGGUGGCCCACUACCCACGUUCUCGGGUUUUCCGGGUGGCCUCUUCCUGUUUCCUCUUCGUGGUGACAAGGUCGAUGAUCCUGAAGAUCCUGACGACGACGGCGACGACAAGAAAACCGGCAAGAAAUGCUUUAUGCUCUGGUUCUUUCCGGUCUGCAUCGAAAUUCCCGAGUUCAAUAUCGAGAUUGAGGCGUGGAACUUCAACCUGCCCCCGGGAAUCUUCCCACCCGGCCCGCCUCCCCUCCCCAAGAUCAGCCUCCCGCCGGGCAUCGGUUUCAAGGGCAGCCUGCCGUCGUGGCCCGCCAUCACCGUCGGCCACAACGGCCAGCCCACGUACUCUUCCAAGCCCACCAACUGCAAGACCGAAACGGCCGAGGUCUGUGUCGAAACCCAGUCCGUCGUCCCGUCAACAACUCAGUUCAUCUCCACAUGCAUACCCGUCCUCGGCUGCCACGCCACCGACGAAGCGACCACCACCACAACCAGCUGCUCCGCCGCGACGGUAACCAGCUUCGCCGUCUCGUGUGCCGCUGGUUUCCCCUCCUCCUGCACGACCCUCACCAGCGUGAUCUCCUCCGGCUGUUCCGCUAGCGGCACGGCGUCCACGACCGUCGGGUCCUGCACCCUCCUGCGCACCUCGACCGUCUCCAUCACCGAACUCAUCCCCGCUUGCGACGUGCUCUCGACCAGCACCGUGUCCAUCACCGAGAUCGAACCCGCCCCCGAGACGACGACCACCAACGGUACCAGCAUCGCUUCCUGGCCAACUACAGACGGAAACCCAAAUGCAACCGUGUCGACCCCCACGACCCGCUCCCUCCGCACGACGUACAUCACUACCUACAUCACCAUCACCUCCACCCCCGGCGCAACAUUCGCCCGAUAG